AUGCGUAUUCCGACCGUUUUAAACGGCUGCGCAGUGGUGACAAGCCUCCUUGCUGCAGGCGUUUUUGCCGCCAGCUGCCAGAGUAUGGAAGACUGCAGCCUCAACGGAAUUUGCUCCUGCAACCACACCUGCAUCUGCGACCCGGGCUGGCGGGGUUACAACUGUGGGGAGCUUGAUCUGAAGCCCGUUGAUCGCUGGACAGGCUACAACUACACCAAUAUCUCUCUCCCAGACUUUUAUCGGGAAGGGGCUGGCAAUUCCUCCUGGGGCGGCCAAAUCAUCCACGACCGCAACGACCCCUCCUUGUUCCACCUCAUCAUCUCGCAGUUCACACACGGCUGUGGUCUUUCGGCAUGGAGGCCCUUCAGUAAAGUCAUUCGAGCGGAAUCGAGAACCGGGCCUCGAGGUCCGUUCACCUGGGCGCAGGAUCUCUUCGACACCUUUCGACACAACCCAACAGUCGUCUGGAGCCCGUACGACGAAAAGUAUCUCAUUCACUUCAUUGGACAGGACUGGGAGACUCCCACGUCGUGCGGCUCCAAGAAGACGAACAAUACGAUCUCCGUCUCCACCUCCCCCGACCUCAAGACAUGGACCGAACAGAUCCCGCUGAUCGUCAACGUUACGAACCCCACCGCGUGGCCUCUGUGGACGCCCGAGAACCCGACGAGCGAAAUGCUGCUUGCAGCCGAGAAGAACAAUAUAUACUAUAGCCCCACAGGGUAUGCCGGCCCCUACAACCUUACCGUGGAGCCGGGAAACAUCGAGAUCGACCCCUCGCUUCGCAGUGAAGAUCCGUUUCUGUGGAGGGAUAAGCGCGGACAUUGGCAUUUUCUCGUACAUCAUAUGGUCGAUAUCCCACUAGGGCUCAAGGGUCCGCGAGUUGGAACCCACGCCUUUGCAAGGGACUGGCGCGGGCCGUGGAAAUACGAAAAUUUGACGUUGACUUACAACACGACAGUUCAGUUUACGGACGGCGGAGAGAUAACGUACUACAGACGAGAAAGGCCAAAGCUUUUCUUUAGCGAGGAUGGAGAAAUGACACCGCUGUAUCUCUUGAACGGCGUUCAGGAGUUUGACAGCCCGGCUGCAUAUACUCUGAUACAGCCUAUUGGUGACAAGUGGAAAGAGUAUGAGAAAGGGCUUGGCCUAUAG
Clonostachys rhizophaga is the source of this 1155-nucleotide messenger RNA. The record is from the annotation of a GenBank genome assembly. NCBI's taxonomy places the organism in Eukaryota, Fungi, Ascomycota, Sordariomycetes, Hypocreales, Bionectriaceae.